Gracilinanus agilis (Agile Gracile Mouse Opossum) is the source of this 3228-nucleotide messenger RNA. It is a transcript of the gene ZC3H12A, whose product is annotated as zinc finger CCCH-type containing 12A. Gene Ontology annotation, cellular component: cytoplasmic ribonucleoprotein granule; nucleus. The transcript is spliced from 6 exons. The record is from RefSeq and is a predicted model, not a curated record. Gene Ontology annotation, molecular function: metal ion binding; RNA endonuclease activity; mRNA binding. Gene Ontology annotation, biological process: nuclear-transcribed mRNA catabolic process, RNase MRP-dependent; 3'-UTR-mediated mRNA destabilization. Bases 184 to 2142 code for a protein of 652 amino acids. NCBI's taxonomy places the organism in Eukaryota, Metazoa, Chordata, Mammalia, Didelphimorphia, Didelphidae.
UGCUGCUCCGGCUUUUCGCGACUUCGAAACCUCCGCCACCUGCCGGGACUUGGCCGUCCCCCGGUAUAAAGCCCCGGGGACGAGUCCUGCCCAGCAGUCAGACCCCCAUGGAGACACUGCUGGGGACAGCGCACGGCCGGAAGCUGGAAGGAACUGGGAGCUUGAGCCUUCAAGGAAAGAAAGAUGAACAUGGACUCCAGGGGCCUCAUGGCCCUUACUCCCCAAAGUGAGGGCCCUGCCCAGCAAACCGGUCCUGCCAUGAGUCUUUCAACUGUCCAGGAGAAUUCGUCUCCUGGGCCCACCAGCCUGGCCCCACAUCCUAGAGGGCAGGGGAGCCCCCAAACCAGCCGGUCUGGCUCCCCACACAAUAGAACAGCCCCAGAGCUGGGCCAGCCAGAAGUAGUGGAUGAUACUGAGCUACAGAUGAAAGUGGACUUUUUCCGGAAACUGGGCUACUCAUCUGGAGAGAUCCAUGGGGUCCUCCACAAGCUGGGACUUCAAGCUGAUACCAACACAGUCCUGGGUGAACUGGUAAAACAUGGGCCAGCCACAGAGCGGGAGACUCCAUUGGAUGGGCCCCCAGAACCUCCACUGGUGCCCAGAGGUGGAGGGACCCCAAAGGCACCCUCCCCUUGCUCUCUACCUGCUGAGGAUAAGGAAGUCAGUAACCUGAGGCCAGUGGUCAUCGACGGGAGCAAUGUAGCCAUGAGCCAUGGAAAUAAAGAAGUUUUCUCCUGCCGGGGCAUCUUACUAGCAGUGAACUGGUUCCUGGAGCGCGGCCACUCUGAUAUCACAGUUUUUGUGCCCCUUUGGAGGAAAGAGCAGCCACGUCCUGAUGUGCCCAUCACAGAUCAGCACAUUCUUCGAGAACUGGAGAAGAAGAAGAUCUUGGUAUUCACACCAUCCCGGCGCGUCGGGGGGAAGCGGGUCGUGUGCUACGAUGACCGCUUCAUAGUGAAGCUUGCGUUCGAGUCCAACGGCAUCAUAGUGUCCAAUGACACGUACAGGGACCUGCAGAGCGAGCGGCUGGAGUGGAAGAGGUUCAUCGAGGAGCGGCUGCUCAUGUACUCUUUCGUCAAUGAUAAGUUCAUGCCACCUGAUGACCCCCUCGGCCGACACGGGCCCAGCCUGGAUAACUUCCUCCGGAAGAAACCUCUGGUGCUUGAGCACAAGAAACAGCCCUGCCCCUACGGGAAGAAGUGUACAUACGGGAUCAAGUGCCGGUUCUACCACCCAGAGAGGCCAAGCCGGCCCCAGCGCUCAGUGGCAGAUGAGCUGCGAGCCAAUGCCCGGCUCUCCCCACCCCGGGCACCUGCCAAAGACCAGAAAUGCCGUCAGCCCUCACCCACAUCCACUCCAGCCCCCGGGUCCCUGCCUCUGAAGGAUGAUCGGGAAUGUUGGCUGCCGGAGAAGUUCCCGGGGCCCCAGCAGGCUUCUGGAGGAAGUGGGGAUGGGCCGCCUAAGGCCUAUGCCCAAGGCAGGAGCCUGCCAACCAUGAGUGGUGGCUUCGGCCCGGCCGACUGGGGCCCCCCUCCCCUCGACUCCCUCUCUUACCUCUCCCAAGACUGCCUGGACUCUGGCAUUGGUUCCCUGGAAAGUCAAAUGUCUGAUCUGUGGGGUGGCCGGGGCAGCAGCCAUGGGGAGUCUGGGGAGCCUUCCAGGACCGGGGGGAGUGGGAGCAACCCACAGAGGUGUGCCUUCCUAGGCCGAGUUCCCCCCCUGACCUAUGGCCCUGAGCCCCCCGCCGGCCCUUCAUCUCUCUCCUUCUCAGGCUACGGACGCCCUGUGGGCACCGGGCAGUUCAGCAUUCCAGCAGAGUACCCUCCACCUCUGGGAUAUGUACCACGCGAGUACUGGUCAGAGCCGUACCCCAUGCCCCCUCCCACAGCCACCAGGGCUCCCCCAGCCCUUCGGGAUCCCCACCUGCUCAGUGCCCCCGAAGCCUAUGGUGCCGAAGCAGCAGCCUGGGGAGCCGGGUCAGACAGCUUCACCAAGCAGCGGGCCAGCCUGCGAGUGAAGCUCUGCGGCAUCUUCCCCCCACAUCUGGUGGAAGCCGUGAUGAGACGCUUCCCCCAGCUCCUGGACCCCCUGCAGCUGGCUGCUGAGAUCCUCAACUACAAGUCUCAGAACCCCAGUGGGUGACCCCUGCACAGUUCGCAGUGUUCUCCCAGCCCGUUGGGGGUGGGAGUGGGCAUGGGGUCGGGGCUGCCUUGGUCUCCCGCCGAACCCAGCCUGACUAUGACAGCGCCCCAGUCUGUCCCUGGAGUUCCUGGGGCACUAUGUGGGCCAAGCUAGUUUUUAACCACUCCCUUUGUCUUGGCACAGGAACCCUGUGGGUUCCCAAGCAUGUGCCUGAGGGAGAAUCUUACAGUAGGAAAGGGAUCCCAGAAACCAAAGAAAUACUGUAACAAUUGAUUCUGGUCAUGGGCUAACGAAGACCCUCUUUAUCUGACUCAUCUCUGUCUCUCUCCUAUCUCCCUCUGUCUGCUCUCCAUGCUUCUUCGUCUCCUCGCUCUUCCUUUCUAAACUCCGUUUCUACAUCUCUCUCACCUGACUCUCUGCUGUGUGUCUUAGUCUCUGUUCAAGACCAGAAGCGAUUGCCCUGUUGGUACACAUUGUAUCAGAGUUUAAUGAUGAGACAAUAAUGUCUGUCCUGUGGCUGAUGCCCCAAGCCCUCUUCUCAAGGACGGGAAGGAGGGGAGGAGAAGCCAGAGAGAGGAGGAUCCAGAAGGAUCUUUUAAGAGGAGUCUGUCCUCCUCCUCAGCUUCUCCAUCUCCCUCCCUCCAGGCUCUGUCCUGAGGAUAACAGCCUGUCACUGGCUGGUUCGGCACCAUGUGCCCUCUGAGGCCCCGGCCAGGGCCCCCCAACCAUGUACGCCAAUGGUGCCCCAGGGCCGGCGAGGUUUCAUGUUAGUAGUAAAGAAGAUGGUUUUUUAAGAAUUUCUCUCUCCCUCCUUCCCCUUGUACCUGCCAUGGUUACCUUGUGUGCUUUAUUUUUACCCCUCUCUUAGGUGUAUUUUUUUCUCCCAGACCCCUGAGAACCUGGGGCAGGGACAGCCUGAUAUGCCCAGAGGGUCUCAGUGCUGGUCUCCAGAAGAUAUCUCUGACCUUCUUUGGGGGUGGGCAGCUCUGUCAGGAGGGAGGGGGAGACGUGGGUUUAGGGAAAGGUAUAUUUUAAAUAGAAAGUAUUUGCUUCCCAUUAUUAUUACCAAUAAAAUUUUUGACUUUA